AUGAGCCUCAUCUACCCUGCAGGAGGCGCCGUUGCCGCGUUGGGAGUUGUCGGCCUUUAUAUGCUCUUCAAUGGCGAGGGCGAACAAUUCAAUGUCGGGCAAUUCCUCGAGACAGUGUCUCCGUACGUAUGGGCAGAUCUCGGUAUUGGUCUUUGUAUAGGCCUAUCAGUUGUUGGUGCGGCCUGGGGCAUCUUCAUCACCGGCACAUCUAUUCUCGGCGGCGGCGUCAAAGCUCCACGGAUACGGACGAAGAAUCUCAUCUCGAUCAUCUUCUGCGAAGUCGUGGCGAUAUACGGCGUCAUCAUGUCCAUCGUCUUUUCCUCCAAAAUCAACAUGGUACCUGAAGAAUCACUAUACACGGGACCGAACUACUACACUGGUUACGCCCUAUUCUGGGCUGGAGUGACGGUGGGCAUGUGUAACUUGAUCUGUGGUGUCAGCGUCGGGAUCAAUGGGAGUAGCGCGGCCCUCGCUGAUGCAGCUGAUGCGAGCAUGUUUGUGAAGGUAUUGGUCAUCGAGAUCUUUUCGAGCGUGUUGGGAUUGUUUGGAUUGAUUAUUGGGUUGUUGGUAAGUUCAAAGGCUGCCGAGUUCGAGUGA
Fonsecaea nubica is the source of this 597-nucleotide messenger RNA. Its product is annotated as V-type ATPase, C subunit. Bases 1 to 597 code for a protein of 198 amino acids. Gene Ontology annotation, molecular function: proton-transporting ATPase activity, rotational mechanism. Gene Ontology annotation, cellular component: proton-transporting V-type ATPase, V0 domain. The transcript is spliced from 4 exons. Lineage: Eukaryota; Fungi; Ascomycota; Eurotiomycetes; Chaetothyriales; Herpotrichiellaceae. The record is from RefSeq and is a predicted model, not a curated record. Gene Ontology annotation, biological process: proton transmembrane transport.